AUGAGCUGCAGCAGAACCAGAAGAAAGACUAAUCUUUUUUUCAGUUCAUUUUUACUUUUUCUUCUGUUCCUCAUGGUUCCUGCUCUUGGCCUCAACUUAGAUGGAAGUCUUUUGCUUUCUUUCAAGUACUCUAUUCUAAGUGACCCUUUAUCAGUUCUUGACAAUUGGGACUACAAUGAUGUUACACCAUGUUUAUGGACUGGUGUAACUUGUGCUCAAGUUGAAACCUUGACCAGUGCCCCAGAUAUGUUUCGAGUCAUUAGCCUAGUACUCCCAAACUCCAAACUCCUUGGAACAAUCCCAGAAGAUUUAGGAUUCAUUCAACAUCUCCAGACAAUUGAUCUUUCCAACAAUUUCUUGAAUGGAACUCUCCCGAGAUCAGUUUUCAAUGCUUCAGAACUUAAGGUUCUUUCUCUGUCCAACAAUUCAAUUUCUGGUGGACUUCAAGAAUUCACUGUAAGAGGUAACAAUCUGAAGGUUCUUAAUCUCUCCGAAAAUGCAUUGGCCGGAAAUAUUCCGAAGAGUUUAACUUCUUUGCAGAAUCUGACAGUGGUUUCUUUGAGAAGUAACUAUUUUUCAGGCCUGAUUCCAGGGGGAGUUCGGUAUAUUGAAGUCCUGGAUUUUUCUUCCAAUUUGUUUAAUGGAUCAUUGCCUGUUGAAUUUGGUGGGGAAAAUUUGAGAUACUUGAAUCUUUCUUUCAACAAGCUUUCUGGAUUAUUACCUUCAGAUUUUGCGAAAAAAAUCCCGGCAAACGCGACUAUGGAUCUUUCUUUCAAUAGCUUGACAGGAGAAAUCCCGGAAUCAAUGGCCCUGUUUAACCAGAAAACUGAUUCUUAUGCAGGAAAUAUAGAUCUCUGUGGGAAGCCACUCAAAAAGAUUUGUACAAUUCCCUCAACACUGUCGAAUCCACCCAAUGUUUCUACGAACACUUCUGCUCCUGCAAUUGCAGCCAUACCAAAAACAAUCGGCUCGACCCCCCUGCCAAAUUCUCCUGGAACAACUUCAAAUGUAGCUCAGGAUCCACCACAACAUGGAUUAAAACCUGGAGUAAUAGCAGGAAUUGCGGUUGGCGACUUAGCCUGUAUUGGAGUUCUUGCAAUAGUCCUCCUUUAUGUGUAUAAAUUGAAGAAGAUAAAGGCAGAAUCUGCAGAUAAAAAUACUCCAGUAGUCAGUGUACAUCAGUUCAAGAAAAAUUCAGAACCACCAGUAGAGAAAGAAGCACGAAAUAUUUCAACUUGGUCGUGCCUAAGUAUCCAGAAUGGCGAAGAAACAUCGGAAGCCACAGGAUCAGACAGUGGUGACUACAAUGACAGGCAUAGCCAUGCCAUUGAUGAUCAAGUAGAUAAUGAAAAGCAGCAGACUGAGAAAAACAAGAAUCAGAGGUCCCUUGUGAUGGUUGAUGGGGAGACGGAACUUGAACUCGAGACACUGUUAAAAGCUUCGGCUUAUAUACUAGGAUCUAGUAGUGCUAGUAUAGUAUACAAAGCUGUGCUUCAAGAUGGAACAUCAUUUGCUGUUAGGAGAAUCGGAGACAGUGGAGUCGAAAAACUUAAGGAAUUCGAGAAUCAAGUUAAGAUCAUUGCGAAGUUACGUCAUCCCAAUUUAGUUCCUGUAAGAGGGUUCUACUGGGGAGAUGUUGAAAAGCUUGUAAUCUAUGACUAUGUCUCCAGUCGAAGCUUGGCCAAUGUUGGUUUCAGAAAAGCCGGUUCGUCUCCAUAUCAUUUGCCUUUCGAAGUCCGUCUUAGGAUUGCGAAAGGAGUUGCCAGGGGACUGACUUACAUCCAUGAGAAGAAACAUGUACAUGGCAAUAUCAAGCCUAGCAACAUUCUGUUGACAGCAGAAAUGGAGCCUGUGAUCAGUGAUUUAGGACUCCAUUGGCUUAUAUAUGGCAAGCAUAGCCACAAAUCAGACAGUUCUACUGGGCAUUACGGUAGCAAGAGAUCAACAUCUUCACACGAUAACGUACAUGAUCAUCAGUCGGUUAAUGGAAGCCCCUACAUUGCUCCUGUAGGCUUUGUUGGGUGCACGUCCCCAUAUCAUGCACCGGAGUCACUCAAAAACCUCAAGCCUAAUCCCAAGUGGGAUGUUUAUUCCUUUGGAAUUUUGUUGCUUGAGCUUAUAACAGGAAAAGUAUUUUCCGACCGAGAGUUGAGCCAAUGGACCACCGAUUUGGUUGUCCAUGAUCCAACCCGGGUUUUAAGGAUGGCUAACAUGGCAAUAAGGGGUGAUGUAGCAAUCCGAGAGGAAGUCACGUUAUCGUGGUUUAAGCUCGGGUUUUCUUGUGCUUCAUUGAUUCCACAGAAAAGACCUUCCAUGAAAGAUGCAUUACAUGUCCUAGAAAAAAUGACAUAA
Fraxinus pennsylvanica is the source of this 2352-nucleotide messenger RNA. Lineage: Eukaryota; Viridiplantae; Streptophyta; Magnoliopsida; Lamiales; Oleaceae. The record is from the annotation of a GenBank genome assembly.